AUGGCUGCCUCUUUGCGCAUGCCAUUCGUGUCCCUCUCUGCCGAUAACUUUCUCUCCAGAGGAGCGGGAGGGCAUGUCUUCAUCAUCAGUUCUCGCGUCGUGUUCAACUGCCCGACAGAUUUCAAUAAUGCUGCACCACAGCAAAUAGAGGAAGCCAGAGAGAGCGCGACAAGGAUCGCGAGGGAGAAGGUGGUCUACAAGCUUCUAAUGAAGAAUCCACACCCUCAUAUCGCCCGAUGCAUCCUUUGCGUCCCGGAGGGCCUCUUCAUCGAGCGCAUGGAAACGACACUCCAGGCCCGCAUCGACCACCCGGCGUUCGAGGCAACAAGCACACGCACUCGGAUAGGAUGGAUCAGACAGAUCGCAAGCGCCCUGUCAUGGCUUGAAGGGCUAGGCUACGUGCACGGCGACCUGCGGCCAGCCAAUAUCCUCCUGUCCGCAGACGACGCCGUCCGACUUGCCGACUUUGACGCCUCUGUCAAAGCAGGCGACCAGCUGCUCGUCGCAAGCGAGCCGUUCUGCAAGCUCGACGAGAAUUUCGAGCUUCCAGUCGCCGGUCCCAGCAGUGAGCAGUUUGCGCUGGCGUCGUGCAUCUACACGAUUCAGUCCGGCCACGUUCCCCACCAUGAGCUUGACGCGCCGACUAGGGUUCAGAGGCUCAUCUACAAUGACCUGCCCAAGACGGACGACGAUGGGGUUUUCGGCGAUGUAACGCUUAAAUGCUGGCAAGCGGAAUAUGUCUCCAUCAAGGCUGUGUUUGAGGAUGUUGAGUCUCGUUUUGAUACCGGACUCAACUCGUUGCCAAUUGAGGGCCUGGAUCAUGAGAUGCCCAGCCUCCUCGCAGAGUGUGAAGAGUUCUUGGCGAGCGAGCGAGAGAGAGAGAGAGAGAGAGAGAGAGAGAGAGAGAGAGAGGCAAUAAAGACGAAUUAG
This is a messenger RNA of Thyridium curvatum, 930 nucleotides long. RefSeq lists its product as uncharacterized. The transcript has a single exon. Gene Ontology annotation, cellular component: cytoplasm. The coding region runs from base 1 to 930 and encodes 309 amino acids. NCBI's taxonomy places the organism in Eukaryota, Fungi, Ascomycota, Sordariomycetes, Thyridiales, Thyridiaceae. Gene Ontology annotation, molecular function: ATP binding; protein serine/threonine kinase activity. Gene Ontology annotation, biological process: protein phosphorylation. The record is from RefSeq and is a predicted model, not a curated record.